Molecule: messenger RNA, 1650 nt
Organism: Durusdinium trenchii
Lineage: Eukaryota; Dinophyceae; Suessiales; Symbiodiniaceae
Source: the annotation of a GenBank genome assembly
AUGUGGCGAACCCGAAAUCAGGAUUUUUAUUAUGAGUUUCCAGUGGCGAGCUGCAAAGAAUUUUCUCAAGUCUCCGGCCUCGCAGGUGCAGAGCUGGAUUCUCAGCGUUUGACCCCUGUGCUCUUUGCAAAUUGCCUUGUCAUAGGCCUCUCUGCGGCGUUGACAGGCUAUGACCAUGGUGCAGCUAGUGGCGCCCUGCAGAAUCUGGUGGCCUUGAAAGGUUUGAGGCGACAAAGGCGCUUUGGACCACUUUUGCAGGGAUGGGUUGUAGCUUCUGCUUGGGUCAGCAACAUCAUUGGAAACUUGAGUGGCUACUACAUGCCUACCCCACGUAUUGCACUGAUCGUGGCAGGGCUCCUGGAGAUGCUUGGCAGUCUUCUCACUGGCUUUGCUCCAACUUUGUGGGUUCUGAUUCUGGGACGCUUGGUGAAUGGCUUCGGGCUGGGCCUCAACGGAGUAGCAGUCGCGCAAUAUGUCAGCGAAGUUGCUCCUCCACAUGCCAGAGGGGGAGCCAUCGCAGUUCAAGAGACGACCUUUGUGUCCGGUGCCUUCAUAGGAGCGUUAGUGGGCCAGCACUUCCUGCGCAUUCGUCAUGGGUGGCGCACGAUUUGGGGUCUUGCAGCCUUCUUUGGUGGCCUAGCCACAGUCACUAUGCUGCGAAUGCCUGAUACACCCAGGUCCAUCUACCGACGUGCGGCGCGGAUGGCUGCAGCUGAGACCUCACAGACGCCGGAGGCUGCACAGAGGCACUUGCUGCAAGUGCUUGAGGAAGCUCGCAGAGAGGCAAUGAGCACUAUGUGCCAGCUCCGUGGUAUUGAGUUUCCGGACCAGGCGAUGCUUUCUGAGCUUGAGGGCAUCGAGCGAACGUAUGUCUCUGAGCUGAACUUGCUGGGGCGAGCAGCUUCCUCCGAAGGGGCUCAGGAAUGGUGGCAAGAAGAGCUACCUUUAUUGGAGAUUCUCAGGUCGCCAGUGCAUUUGCGCUUGCUUCUUGCAGGGUGUGCAGCCAAUGCUUUGCCGGCCCUCUCUGGUUCAGAGGCUCAGAUGAACUAUGCUGGCCAGAUGUUCCGCAUGGUGGGCUUCCACUACCAGGAUGCAGCGACAGCUGGUGUGGCCAUGUAUGCACUCAAAUUGGCGAUAGCAGCUCCGAGCUUCCUGUGGUUGGAUGCCAUUGGCCGACGAAAGUUGCUUUCCUUUGGUUUGACAGGAGUCACAGCUUGCUAUGGCCUGUCUGCCGUUGGUCUUGGCCUGCAUAGCCCAGGCCUUGCUGGCGCGGGGCUUUUGGCAUCUCAGGCCAUCUAUCAAAGCUGCGUGGGCCCAGUGACAUGGAUAGUAAGCUCGGAGCUCUACCCGUCUGACAUGCGUGCACGUGGUUGUGCUUUGGCUUCAGCUACUUUCUCCACCAGCACUCUCCUGUCAGUGCAGUUCCAUCCAUUGUUGAUCUCGAGGGGUCCGUUCACAGUCUUCGCCACUUAUGCUAUGACAGCACAGGCUGCUUGGUUGCUGACGCGGGUAACUGUGCCUGAGACCAAAGGCAGAACGUUGGAGGAGAUCCAAGACGAAGCUUUUCAAGGCCGUCUUUUCAGGCGCACAUCCAUGUUCGAGGCGGGCUCAAUCUUGGGCAUUCAGCCUGAGCCUGACGCAGCUGGGUGA